Molecule: messenger RNA, 540 nt
Organism: Hordeum vulgare subsp. vulgare (domesticated barley)
Lineage: Eukaryota; Viridiplantae; Streptophyta; Magnoliopsida; Poales; Poaceae
Product: U-box domain-containing protein 10-like
Exons: 2
Coding region: 1-540 (179 amino acids)
Source: RefSeq, a predicted model, not a curated record
AUGAGGACAAUGCUUGCCACUAAUAAGGAAAAGGGUGUUAACAGUUGGGCCAUCGAUCAGCUUAAAAGAGAAAUGGAGAAGAAGGGAUCCCUUGAUCUAAAUAUUUUUUCAAAAAUUCAUGAUAUCUUAGCUCAUCAUGUUGAUAAUGCCGGGUCACAAUCUGAAGAACCAAACAGCCAGCCAGAGACAUUGCCGUUGGAAAACGUCAACAGUGAUCACCUGGAGUUGCAACAUGUUGCUUUACUAAUUUCAGAAAUAAGCGGGAUAUCUAAAUCUGACAUCAAAAAAAUAACAUCUGAGCUAAUUGAAGAACUUGAAAACACUACAGUUUCUGUUUCUGCAAAACUGACCAAUGGUGAUGGCCAAACAAGUGAUGAAGCAAAAGAAUCACGUGACAAUGUUAAGAAGUCUGACACUGUAGCUAUGCCUGAAGAUUUCCGUUACCCAAUAUCUCUUGACCUGAUGAGAGAUCCUGUCAUUGUGUCAACAGGACAGGUAAAUUUUUACAUUGCACUUAGAGUGUUACUGUUUAUGCUUUAA